Canis lupus familiaris (dog) is the source of this 3294-nucleotide messenger RNA. It is a transcript of the gene APCDD1, whose product is annotated as APC down-regulated 1. The record is from RefSeq and is a predicted model, not a curated record. Gene Ontology annotation, biological process: negative regulation of Wnt signaling pathway. Gene Ontology annotation, cellular component: plasma membrane. NCBI's taxonomy places the organism in Eukaryota, Metazoa, Chordata, Mammalia, Carnivora, Canidae. The transcript has 5 exons. Gene Ontology annotation, molecular function: Wnt-protein binding. Bases 91 to 1638 code for a protein of 515 amino acids.
GACGCGCGGGGCCUGGGCGGGUCGCCGGUGUCCCCGCGCCGCCGCCUGGUCGCGUCCCCCGGGCCGAGGCGUCCCUGGACGGCGGCGGAGAUGUCCGGGCCGAGCCGCCUCCUGCUCGCGUACCUGUCCGCGGCCCUCCUGCUUCACGGGCUGGGAGAGGGUUCAGCCCUCCUUCAUCCAGACAGCAGAUCCCAUCCCAGGUCCUUAGAGAAAAGCGCCUGGCGGGCUUUCAAGGAAUCACAGUGCCAUCACAUGCUCAAACAUCUCCACAAUGGUGCAAGGAUCACCGUGCAGAUGCCACCAGCUAUUGAGGGCCACUGGGUGUCCACCGGCUGUGAGGUGAGGUCAGGCCCAGAGUUCAUCACGCGGUCCUACAGAUUUUACCAUAAUAACACCUUCAAGGCCUACCAGUUCUAUUAUGGUGGCAACCGGUGCACGAGCCCCACCUACACGCUGGUCAUCCGGGGCAAGGUCCGCCUGCGCCAGGCCUCCUGGAUCAUCCGCGGGGGCACGGAGGCCGACUACCAGCUGCACAACGUGCAGGUGGUCUGCCACACGGAGGCCGUGGCCGAGAGGCUGAGCCAGCGGGUGAACCGCACGUGCCCGGGGUUCGUGCCCGCUGGGGGCCCCUGGCUGCAGGACGUGCCCUAUGACCUGUGGCGGGCGGAGAACGGUUGUGAGUGCACGAAGGCCGUGAACUUCGCCAUGCACGAGCUGCAGCUCAUCCGCGUGGAGAAGCAGUACCUGCAGCACAACCUGGACCGCCUGGUGGAGGAGCUCUUCCUUGGGGACAUCCACACCGACGCCUCGCAGAGGAUGUUCUACCGGCCGUCCAGUUACCAGCCGCCCCUGCAGAAUGCCAAGAACCAUGACCAUGCCUGCAUAGCCUGCCGCAUCAUCCACAGGUCAGACGAGCACCGCCCGCCCCUCCUGCCCCCCAAGGCUGACCUGACCGUCGGCCUGCAUGGCGAGUGGGUGAGCCAGCGCUGCGAGGUGCGGCCCGAAGUCCUCUUCCUCACGCGCCACUUCAUCUUCCAUGACAACAACAACACCUGGGAAGGGCACUACUACCACUACUCUGACCCCGUCUGCAAGCACCCCACCUUCACCAUCUACGCCAAGGGCCGCUACAGCCGGGGCGUGCACUCCUCCAGGGUCAUGGGAGGAACGGAGUUUGUGUUCAAAGUGAACCACAUGAAGGUCACCCCCAUGGAUGCGGCCACAGCCUCGCUCCUCAACGUCUUUAACGGGAAUGAGUGUGGAGCUGAGGGCUCCUGGCAGGUGGGCGUCCAGCAGGACGUGACACACACCAAUGGCUGCGUGGCGCUGGGGAUCAAACUACCUCACACGGAAUACGAGAUCUUCAAAAUGGAGCAGGAUGCCCGUGGCCGCUAUCUGCUGUUCAACGGCCAGAGGCCCAGCGAUGGGUCUAGUCCAGACAGGCCUGAGAAGAGAGCCACCUCCUACCAGAUGCCCUUAGUGCAGUGUGCGUCCUCUGUGCCCAGAGCUGAGGACUUCUCCGAGAACUACCGGGGUCACCAGCAUGGGAGCUGGGCGCCUGGAAGGAGCGCUUGUCCCCUGCUCCUUGCUGUACUCCCCGGCCUUUUGACUCUACUGCACUGGAAUGUCCUCAGAUAGAAGUUUUUAAGAAGCUCUAUUUUUCCAGACCAGGAUUCCUUAUAAUUUACAGAUUUACCAAAAGAAAGGACACUAUUUCUUGUGAUGCACUUGAAUGCCCCAGAACUGAGGCUCCUUUUCUGCUGCCUGGCCCCCUCCCUCUCAGCCUGAGUCCUGAGCAGUGCUGUUUGAAGUUUAUGCUUUGAACUCUGUCCAGUGGGAUCCCAGGCCUGGGCGCCUUCUCAAGGGUAAUUGCACUUUAAGACCGCAGAGAGUGUCGAGCUAGUGUGUUUGGUAGAGGGGGCAGGGUGACAACGAAGUCCUCUUCUUUUCUUCCUCAUAAUUAUUAUUAUAUUUCUGAGUUAAACUUAGAUGAGUAUCAAGCUCCAGCUUUUCCUGCCACUGUAUCGCGGUUGCUUCCUGUCCUCCCUUGAAACUGUUUUGCAACCUGGAAUCCAAUGCAGAGUUGGUUUGGGACUGCAAUCAAGACACCUCUUAUUAAUAAAGAAAAGACUUGAGUGUAGAUAUGUAUAUAGGGAAAGACACAGGGUUUAGCUUAACCAUCCUGACAGCCUUUAUGCAAAAAAAAAAAAAAAAAAAAAGGAAUCCAAGUUUUCAAAUGUUGAGUGGAAAAACAUCUGUAAUUAAAGUUUUAACGUAAUUUAAACUAUCGUUGUUUUAACUUAUGGGGGGAGGAGACUUGGUUAUGUGCUGGUUUCUGGCUGGUUGCGGAAUGCACGCUGCUUUACUGCUGCUCAGUUGACAAGGGUAGUCAAGCAAAUAUCAAAAGCAAGACAGGCAGGCCCAGCAAUGUACGGGGUGGUGACAGUGUGUCAUGUGCCACCCGAAUGAUAAAAAGUGCCUGUUCAUUCCACACUUUCCUGCCCGUGGAACCCUCGUCCUCGCUCAUGCUGUAUCUGGCUGGGGUGAGUAGAUGGAACCUCACCUGGCCAUCUCUGCUACCCUCAAAGAUGACUAUUCAGAGACCAUGCUUUGCUGUUCGGGGGCCGGGAUGUUCAGAGAGCAUGCCGUGGGGGCGUCCUCACCAGGCCUGCACUAGAUACUCGAUGUGUGUGCAACCCAGGCUUUGGGUAAAGCCCCCGUAUCAUCGGAUGUGCCAGCUUGAGUUGGUUUCUGCUCUGCUGUUGUUGCCUUUGCUCUGUGACCGCAGAAGGUCUCAGGGUCACCUUCUAGAGCGACUGUGAGCUUUUCUCUCUCUCAGACACUGGGAGGAUGCAUGAGACAUGUCUGCCCAUUACUUUGGAUUAUUACAGAUGGUGCUAUCUGAACACCAAGUGCUGUUGCCAAUAGAGACCGACGGAGGGAAAUAGCAAGGCAUCCAAAGCCUGGAUGGAAUCAGGAGUGAGCAUGGAAACCGUGAUCAAGGUCGAGAGUCAUACUUGUAUUUAAAAAUUAACUUUAUGAAAUGCUGUAGCAUUCAGUGUGGUGAUAAGUUAUAAGGAUAGCAUGGAGUACCAAAGAGCUUUAUCUUUAGAAUAUAUUUUAAGUUGUGGUGCAUACUGAGGGGGUUUAUUCAAAUGAAAAUACUAACUUAAUGUCUGCCAAGUUUAAUAAAGAUGUCAAAAGUACUCCCACAGAAUACAUUUUACCUGUGGAUCUAUUUAAUCAAUACUAAUGCUACCUUUAAAGGAUAUAAUAAAAUUAUGUGAAAAACUA